Penaeus chinensis is the source of this 840-nucleotide messenger RNA. RefSeq lists its product as uncharacterized. Lineage: Eukaryota; Metazoa; Arthropoda; Malacostraca; Decapoda; Penaeidae. The transcript has 3 exons. Bases 154 to 561 code for a protein of 135 amino acids. The record is from RefSeq and is a predicted model, not a curated record.
CUAAUCCGCUCCGCCCCACCCCCCUCUACUUCCCCACUAUUCCUAGUUCCUCCCCCUUCAUCCCCUACCACAUGCUCCUGACCCUCCCACCUGCCUCCCCAUGGAUCCUAAUUCCUCACCGUGUCCUUCGUGAAAUUUGUAUAAAAUCUCUCAAUGCCUUCCACGGUCAUCAUCCGCAGCCCAGCGUGCAUUGAAGCCGCACAAAUUUUGCUUGCAUUAACUGUAACCGGUGAACAAUGGCUCAGAUUGUGUAUCGACCUUUUCCUUUCAACAAUGGUGUCAAGAAUGUGUUCAGCGCAGAAACUCCAUCAAGCCAAAAGCACCGAAGCGAGAGCCUCCCCCGGCAUCCAGAACGCCUGCCACAUCCGCUGCAGGAAGAAGAGAUGGAAGCUGAAGUGUUCGAUUCGUCUCCGGCGCCAAUUACGAAAGAGUAUCCUUCAACAGCGCAGUCUGGCUCCGGCAGUCGACGCAGAAGUAUAUAAGGGUUCGAUUUCGCACAAAUGUCAUAGCGAUCUCUGGAUAUGUAUUUUCAUGGACACGGUAUUGGUAACACAACAAUAAAAGUAACAGUGAAAAGUAGUCGUUUCAUUGGGGACUGACAUUUCUUGUAAUCCCAUUUCAUUUUAAUAGCUGCUAUACUGUGAAGGAAAGCAUUGUUCAUCUGUGGCACUGUGAAUUUACUUCGUUUUUUUUCGUUGAGAAUCUCCAAGCUGAGUGUGCAACAGCUGCAAGAUAAUAGUAUAAAUAAUAACUGAUAAUACUACAGUUCAGACGAUCGCUCAACUAGUCAUAUAUUUCCUUGAAAUGAUGUUUGCCUUCAGCAACAUCCUCUUGCGCUAA